Messenger RNA from Musa acuminata AAA Group (dessert banana), 2323 nucleotides. Its product is annotated as LRR receptor kinase SERK2-like. Gene Ontology annotation, molecular function: protein binding; ATP binding; protein kinase activity. The record is from RefSeq and is a predicted model, not a curated record. Bases 372 to 2198 code for a protein of 608 amino acids. Gene Ontology annotation, biological process: protein phosphorylation. NCBI's taxonomy places the organism in Eukaryota, Viridiplantae, Streptophyta, Magnoliopsida, Zingiberales, Musaceae. The transcript has 12 exons.
GAUCUCUUUACCCUUUUGCUUAAUCUUCUUUCGCUCCCGGAAUCCGGAUCCGGGAUGUGUUCUCUCGAGAAAUCAUGUGUGAUCGCUUGUUCUUGCGUUCCCUUUUCCCCUUUCCAUCGCCUCCCGAGGACAUUCGGUUUCGCCGAUUGUUUCUUGCUCUGAGAUCACGCGUGGUUGUUGGUGGAAGUAUGUAUUUGAGAGAAUUUAUUCUCUUUUGCAUCUAUUGGAGUUAAUAUGAGGCGGAAUUCAGAAAAAGGCCACAGCUUGUUAGAGAAGACGAAGAAGAUAGUUCUGACCCCAAAUUGCCUUUGCAGAAAGAAAAGGGGUUUUCCCUCAGCUGACGACUAAAUUGAUUAAACGAGCAAGAGGCGAUGCUAUCUAGAAAUAUGAAGGUGGUUUAUCUACUCUGUGUGUUGAUAUCUCUGCAAUCCAGGGUUGAAUCUGAUCGUCAAGGUGAUGCAUUAUAUGACAUGAAGAUUAAGUUAAAUGCGACUAGUAAUCAACUCAUUGAUUGGAACCAAAAUCAAGUCAACCCUUGCACAUGGAACUCUGUUAUCUGUGACAGUAACAAUAAUGUUGUUCAAGUAACAUUGUCUUCCAUGGGAUUUAAUGGAAUCUUGUCACCAAGAAUUGGAGAACUGCAGUAUCUAACUGUUUUGUCGUUGCCUGGCAACAAUAUAACUGGUGGAAUACCUGAACAGUUCGGAAACCUCUCUAGUUUGACAAACUUGGAUUUGGAAAUUAACCGUCUCAGUGGAGAGAUACCAGCUUCCCUUGGCAAGCUUGCUAAGCUUCAGAUUUUGAUUCUUAGUCAAAAUAAUCUUACAGGGAACAUUCCUGAUUCUCUUACAAAUCUCACUGUACUAAAUGACAUUCGUCUAGCUCUCAAUGGCCUAUCUGGACAGAUACCUGACGAACUAUUUCAAGUAGCCAGAUACAACUUUACAGGUAACAAUCUGAAUUGUGGUACAAAUCAGCAGCACCUUUGUGCUUCGAGCGUGUCUGUUCAAGGAAAAUCACCAAAUUCAAAAAUAGGAAUUGUGCUUGGAAUUGUUGGAGGUGUCAUAUUACUCCUUGUUAUAGGGGUUGUAUUUCUUAUAUGCAAGAGCCGGAGGAAAGGCUAUCGACGAGAAGAGUUUGUAGAUGUUGCAGGUGAAGAUGAUCGUAGAAUUGCUUUUGGACAAUUGAAAAGAUUCGCUUAUCGAGAAUUACAGAUUGCAACAGAUGGAUUUAGUGAAAAGAAUGUCCUUGGACAGGGUGGUUUUGGAAAAGUAUACAAAGGAGUGCUUCCAGAUAGCACAAAAAUUGCUGUCAAACGGUUGACUGAUUAUGAGAGUCCAGGAGGGGAAGCUGCCUUUUUACGUGAAGUUGAGAUGAUAAGUGUAGCUGUCCACAGAAAUCUUUUGAGGUUGAUUGGCUUCUGCACGACACCAACAGAAAGGCUUCUGGUCUAUCCUUUUAUGCAAAAUUUGAGUGUUGCAUACCGUCUACGAGAUUUUAAACCAGGGGAGCCAGUAUUAAAUUGGCCUACCAGAAAACGAGUGGCAUUAGGCACUGCUCGUGGAUUAGAGUACCUCCAUGAACAUUGCAGUCCUAAAAUAAUCCACCGUGAUGUUAAAGCUGCAAAUGUCUUACUUGAUGAGGACUUUGAGGCUGUUGUUGGUGAUUUUGGCUUGGCAAAAUUGGUAGAUGUGAGAAAGACAUCUGUCACAACUCAAGUUCGUGGAACUAUGGGUCACAUAGCACCUGAGUAUUUAUCCACUGGGAAAUCAUCUGAGAGGACUGAUGUCUUUGGUUAUGGAAUCAUGCUUCUGGAACUUGUCACAGGACAGCGUGCAAUUGAUUUUUCACGCCUAGAGGAAGAAGAUGAUGUUUUAUUGCUUGAUCAUGUGAAGAAGCUACAAAAGGAAAAGAGACUGGGUGAUAUCGUCGACCGAAACCUCAACAAUGAGUACGACGGCCAGGAGGUUGAAAUGAUGAUCCAGGUCGCUCUUCUUUGCACGCAGGCGUCGCCAGAGGACCGCCCAACAAUGUCAGAAGUCGUGCGGAUGCUAGAAGGAGAGGGUCUGGCCGAGAGGUGGGAAGAGUGGCAGCAAGUUGAGGUCAGGCAAGAAUACGAGAGGCUGCAGAGAAGAUUUGAUUGGGGUGAGGACUCAUUGUAUAAUCAAGAUGCAAUAGAACUCUCCGGUGCAAGAUGAUAUGUGACAUUGACACUUGAAAUGUGGAAGUAGUAAUAGAAACUUGAUCUCUUCUCCUUUUUGUAUCAGUUAUGUAUUAAUUGGCGGUUAAAUGGACACAAAGGGAUCCUUCUACUUGGCUGUCA